AUGAACAUCCUCUCACGCCUCCAGCGGACCUUCUCCGUCGAACCUGCUGUCUCUGUGGAAUGGCUAAUCGAUGCUGGGCAGCUGGAGGCCGUCAAUACAUUCUUUGCGGAGAACGGAGCACCUGUGCUGAUGGUUACCUAUGCCGACCAGAACUUUAACAUCCAGAAGUCCAGUAAGUAUAAAUAUCUUGGCUCCAUGCUGUCCUCCUCGAAACCGCCUGCUGUCCGAGAUGUUGCCUUGUCUUGACUGCUACUGUUGUGGUCAAAAAUGACCUCAGACCUACUGUACGCCAAAAGAACACCAAUAGUCUCGACUGGCAUAGUCAUUUCCGGCUUAUGCGCCGUCCUUAGCCCACCUAAUCUAGUCCCAGGCAGGGGUCACUCAGGCUUUGACAUUAGGCUUUUCGAUCAUUGAACCCCAGGCCGAAUGCCCUACCGAUGAGCAAUUGCUUCUGUCAUGUCUUCGAGCCCCGGGCCAACUUUGAGCAACGCGGCUGUCAGAAGCAGGCGCUUAUUCAGUGUCAGAUAUUUAACUGACAAUCUCGGUUCUGAGCAUUUUUUGGUAAAAACCGGAUUAGUCCUGGGGUGAUACCUCAUGAGAGUUUGAACCAGGCCGCUAAUCCUUCGUUAUGUAAAGUGCCUGGGAUGGCUCAACUUCAUGCGCUACUGUAGGAGGGAUAAGGCACCAUUUCGACGCACACGCAAACAUUAGGCAGUUAACUUGCUAUCCUACAUUAUUAACCCGAAGAGUAUAUAUAAAGGCCUACUUAUAGCGUUGCUGUCCUUGUGCUGUUUUACUUACUCAGUUGUUUGCAUCGACAAGCCCUAGGUACUUCCACCAAAUGGACUUACUAACUUGGCAUGAAUAUUCGCGCUUAGGUAUUUCGUCCCUCUUAAGAAAAGCGUUAUUUCUAAUAAGUGUAAUACUACUUUCAGUGUGCUUUGAGUUUAUAUUUAAUUUAAGGUAGUCCAUUAUUAGUUGGGAGUUUUGGUCAAUGCCUUUUAACCGGUUUCCGAUUGAUUAGGCGUUUUUCGUUAAUUUGUGCACAUCUUAUGAUUUAUGCCCUCUACUAUACGUUUCAGUGAGCCGAUAAGCCUUACAAGUGGUAACAAAGGAAGUGCGUGCAUUUUAAGACGAAGUCAGGAAUAUCAUUUCAGUUUUUCUGUAUUUAAGCUCCAACUACGCAUUAAGUUUGCAUAAUUCUUUAAGAGGACUUAAGGACUUAGCCUAUUGGUAAUUAAGUCGCAGUAUUCGCGAAUAACGCAGCCUCACUUUAAUCUGUUGAUGUGUUCGAACAAAAUGUAGCAUCUUCCAAUACUUCUGCGAAGUUUGGACCCUGCAGCACGACUUUGUGCUUUUCUUUCCUUGUUCCCCAGAGGAAGCAUUUCGAAUACAGAAGAAGAAUCUCCGAGGCACUAAACGCUUCUUUUUUCACAAUGCACAACUUCCGCUGAAGGAGGAUACAGUGGUCUUCGUGCGAGUUUUCUUCACUCAUGCCAUCACCGACAAAAAUAUCCUAGCGGUAUGUCCCCUAGGCGCAAUGGUUUCACUCUAAGGCGUAUUACGCUUAACUCUGAUUCUUUUCUACGUCCUAUGUUGUCCAGGUUAAUAAAAUCUAAAUUUCUCUGAGCAGUAGUCAGUACCUUCCCGAGCUAAUUGACAUUACCUGCAACAAACCCUUCUACGAGUCGUUAUAUCGUGUCGUUUUUCUUCCUACCAGGAGACCUUCUCGUUCCGACUGGACCCCGCGAAGGGUUUCGUCCCGCCGUUAUACGACUAUCUGAACACCUACAUUCUACCUGGAAUGCUCACUCAGAAGGGAAACAUGAAUAAACUGACGCCUAAGGAACAUGCUGACUUCUGUGACUUCGUUCAGGACUAUCUCCGAAGCAUGGAAAGUAAGGGAGCGCUGUAAAUUAAAUCUAGUUCGCAUCCACCAGUGGACAAUGCCUGUGCUCAAGGGGACUGUCCACUAGGCUUUUAGCAUGUGCUUACCGCCUCAACUGCCACUGCUAGUACUUUCUCGCGCAGAAUAUAUGUCCUUGAGGUGACCUCCACGCGUGCUGGCCUAUCAGCUCGUUAAGCGCUGGCGCGGGCAAGUACUUUGGCCGGAGGGGGGAGGUCUAGUUAGCGGAGGACAGAAGAAGUGAGACGAAUCAGACAGAACUGUGGCCGUUUCACUGGUGGCUUUAGAGACCAGUAGCUUAUGCGCAUGGGACCUUUCUGGCCAACCUGGGAAGUAUCUUUUACUUUCCUGACUUUUGCAUAUUUUAGAGAAAUCAGGGCUGAAAUGAGGAGGAGGGAGUCUCAUGUGAAAUCAUAGUUUUCCAAAGGUCCUCAUUCUCGCAUGAAUCAACUGAAUAUGCGACAUCGUUCAGUAAUGAUAGCUAAGACGACAAUGAUGAUGGAUAUUGAGGUCAUACUUUAUUUAAACGCAAAAAUUAUUUGAGGUGGUAUUUCAAUGAAUUCCAGGUUUGACGCCCAUUCGAGUAUGUUAACUUUGGCCUUAGUAUUAACCUUUGCCAUAAGGAGAAUCCUUCUGACCCUAGCCCUAACCCUAACCCCUGGAAUUUAACGCAAAGCCAUCGGUAAUGUGGGGGUCUCUAUCGUUUUAUAUAAAAUUUACUCUUUGGACCAGCAUUCCGUUGGAAAAAGGUCAUCAACAAAGUAAAAUCUCGUUGUUCUUAGCAGUUGCUGGUUAUUCUUCUCCUUGCCCCGUUAUUAUCUAGAAAUCGUAAGGACUUGUUUUUUUCCAGACAGGGCUUACCUGACGUCUAUGAGGUCAGAGUUUGUUAAGUCUUGCAUUUCUAAUCUUUCCAUCCAUACCCCACCCCACCCCUCUCCCUAGCCGUUAUCGCUUGCUCAGAAGAGCAUGUAAUGCUUCCGCCCUAUCUGCUGGGCGAUCAGGUACACUACACGGAUAUGGAAGGUCUUGCUGCUUUGGCGAAAACACCCGAAGGUCUCAGUCUUCUUGAGGAGAAUGCGUGUGCUUGGAUGAAGAAGAUAGCUGAAGUAGGUUCUUCCACGUUCACUCUCGUCACUCGAUAA
This is a messenger RNA of Spirometra erinaceieuropaei, 3048 nucleotides long. The record is from the annotation of a GenBank genome assembly. Lineage: Eukaryota; Metazoa; Platyhelminthes; Cestoda; Diphyllobothriidea; Diphyllobothriidae.